AUGGCCGAUCCCUCAGCCUCAGACAGAGAUCUGCUCGAGCGGCUGAAUGCCCUCAAGCCAACCAGCGUCACGCUGGAUGCCUCGCAAAACUCCCUCGGUAUACCCAUCCCAGGUAGCGCGGCGGUGCCGUCGUCCCAGCCCGCCUCCAGGGAAGAUGCACUCACGGCGAGGCUGCGCAGCCUCCGGCUAGGCAGUAGCUCGCCCUCGCCCAGCCCGUCCAAGGAAGCUGCGUCUGCUGCUAGUCCGAGGGCCAAGACGCAAAGUCCGGAUGUAGCCACGACGCCUUGCAAGAAUGCUGCUGCUACUGCUGCUGCCCGGCCGCUAACUUCCGUACCCGCCAGUCUUGAUCAUGAUGAAGACAAGGACCCCCUGCACAUGGACGACGAGGAGGUCCUCAACGACUUCCUCGAGGGCCUGAGCGGCGACGAGGACUUUGGCCCCGCGAGCGCCGCGGCGGCAGCUGAGCCCGAGGACGAGGCGGACAAGGUGGCCGCCCUGCUCGAAAGCCUCGGCAGAGAAGCAAGCAGGGACCGGGACCCAGCGACGCCGGGCAAGGCGGACAAGCCCAGGGACGACGACGAUGACGAUUCCGAGGGCGAGGAGAUGCAGAGCGAAGUCAGCAGGGUCCUGGCCCGAGCCGCCGAUGAGGCCGAGCUAGACCGCAUAUCCCGCGAGCAAGACGGUGGUGCUCCCGACCGUGAUGCAGCAGGUGGAGACGAACAGACCGAGGAACCCGCAGCCUCCCCUCCCCAACCUACGGCUGCCAAACUCAAUAGCAAUCCCCAGUCACCCCCAGAAGACCCCUUCUCCCUCCCCAGCGUCCCCUCCACCCUGCCCCCUCCUCCUCCCACCGACGCAGACGCAGACCACCAGUCCUUCGAGUCCUCCAUCGCCGCCCGCAUGGCCGCCCUCCAGGGCGUCGCCCCCGACGACGACGGCGGCACCAACACCCUCGGCCUGCCCUCGGCCCCGACCUUCGCGCCCGACGCCCGCCCGCCCUCGACCGCCUACCGCCGCACGACGCCGGCGGGCCGGCAGGCGUACACGGACGAGGACGAGCGCGCGUGGUGCGUCGUGUGCCUCGAGGACGCGGCGGUGCGGUGCCUCGGCUGCGGCGGCGACGUCUACUGCGCGCGCUGCUUCCGCGACAUGCACGUCGGCCCCGCGGCCGGCUACGACGAGCGCGGCCACAGGUCCGUCCGGUUCGAGAGAGGCCCCCGGGGUUCGAGGUAG
This is a messenger RNA of Thyridium curvatum, 1233 nucleotides long. RefSeq lists its product as uncharacterized. Bases 1 to 1233 code for a protein of 410 amino acids. The record is from RefSeq and is a predicted model, not a curated record. Lineage: Eukaryota; Fungi; Ascomycota; Sordariomycetes; Thyridiales; Thyridiaceae. The transcript is spliced from 2 exons.